This is a messenger RNA of Melospiza melodia melodia, 1628 nucleotides long. It is a transcript of the gene LCN15, whose product is annotated as lipocalin 15. The transcript is spliced from 4 exons. Bases 801 to 1355 code for a protein of 184 amino acids. Gene Ontology annotation, molecular function: small molecule binding. The record is from RefSeq and is a predicted model, not a curated record. NCBI's taxonomy places the organism in Eukaryota, Metazoa, Chordata, Aves, Passeriformes, Passerellidae.
GCUCCUGGCUAUGGAGCUGCUGGGGUGAGACCCCAGGUGCACUCACAGCCCUGCCCCGUGGUGCUGCCUGGCCACUGAACCUGGCCUGUCCCACAAAAAAGGGUCCCCGAGUCUAGGACCCCUGGGCAUCUGCUCCCCCUCUGCUCCUUGGGCACCCUGGGCUCCCUGACCUCCCUGCCUUGGUUUUCCUGCUGCAGAGCAGGCUGGCAGCAUGGGAAUGGGGCAAUGGGCAAUCAGGGGGUCUCCAGAAGUCUGGGGAAGGAUGGACAUGAAGAAGAAGGAUGUCUGUGAGCUCUGGGUGUGGCUUGAUCCUGAGCAUCUCCUGGGCUCCAUCCCAUGAACCCGGACCCUCUCCAGCAGUGGGGUCUGAGCCUGCUGCUACCAGCCUAAGAACCCUUCUGAGGGCGCUGGGCUGUGGCUCAGCCUGGGGUAGAACACCAACAUAGCCAUUCUCUGGCACGGAGGACCCUGAGGCAGGAUCCGUGCCACCACUGACGGACCCUGGAACCAGUGGGAACAGCCAGGAGGGGGCCCCUGGCGUGCAUGUCACAUUCCUCCCCGUACAGAGCAGAAACGGGGCAGCGCUGGGUCCUGGCGUGCUCCGGGCUGGGUCUCACACAAGGCUGCAUUCAUCUGGAACUGGGGGGGACAGGGCCAGCACUGUCACCUAAGCCAGGCACAGGUUACCCCGGCUCUUGUGUAACCUGUUGCAUAAAGCUGGCGUGGGCAGGAGUGCUGCCAGCAGUGGGGGCUAUAAAGUGGGUGCAGCCUCUCCUGCCCACAUCCACUCCAGGGUGAGGAUGGCAGCAGCACUGUCCAGCCUGGCUCUAGCCCUGCUCUGCCUGCUGCAGGCAGGAGCCCAGGUGCCCGUGCAGCCGGACCUGGACACCGAGAAGUUUGCAGGGGAGUGGCAUGUCACAGCCAUUGCUUCCAACUGCUCCGUCUUCCUGAAGAUGAAGGAUGGGAUGAAGUCAUCCACGGCCAUCGUCAGCUUCACACCAGAAGGGGACCUGGCCAUGAAGUUGGUCUUACCCCUGAUGGACAAAUGCCAAGAGUUUGAGCUGCUCUUCCAGCAGAGUGGGCAGGCGGGGCGCUACAUGGGAGCACAAGAGAAGAGGAAUCUGUGUGUGAUGGAGACAGACUACAGCCACUACGCUGUCCUGCACGAGGUCCAGCACAGCGAGGCAGAGCCCAGCACGGCGCUGCAGCUCCUCAGUAUGUUGGGAGUGGGGACCUGGCUCCUGGAAAGGGAUGAGGGCACCAGCAGCAGGCAGGGACUGGGCUCCCCACCACUACCCAGGGCCACCACCAGCAGCACCCCAUGUCCAUCACCUAGGGAAUUAAUUUUGGGGUGAAUGAAACCUUGCACUAAAGUAAUCCCCAGCUGGUUGCGGGUUGAACCAGAGCCCCCUGCCGUGUGCAAGCCCAGCUGCAGCAUCCCAAGCCUGCCAGCCACCCCAAACCACCCCAAACAAAUGGGUCGCUGAUCCCAAGCGGCUUGUGACCCUUUGCUGCCAGCCCAGGGCAGCUGUGAGUCCACCCUGCGUGUUCAUGGCUUCACCUUGGCCCUUCCCUGGGGUUCAGCUGCUGCCCCGCAGUACCGGAGCCCCAGUGUGGGGCUGGCUGUG